Molecule: messenger RNA, 1480 nt
Organism: Oncorhynchus keta (chum salmon)
Lineage: Eukaryota; Metazoa; Chordata; Actinopteri; Salmoniformes; Salmonidae
Product: zinc finger protein SNAI2-like
Exons: 3
Coding region: 49-1041 (330 amino acids)
Biological process (GO): regulation of DNA-templated transcription
Molecular function (GO): DNA-binding transcription factor activity, RNA polymerase II-specific; RNA polymerase II cis-regulatory region sequence-specific DNA binding
Source: RefSeq, a predicted model, not a curated record
UGCAAAUUUUUAGCGACCCCUGCACCUGACUCUCCACUCCACUGAAGAAUGCAAGGCAAAAGACAGCCUCCAAGAGCUAUUUAUUCAACAGGUCAUCCUACUAGCACUCACUUGUUACAUUAUUGCGGCGCUGCAGACUCAUCAAUAACUCAGAGCUAUAUGAUAAAGAUGCCAAGGUCGUUUCUGGUGAAGAAACAUCUCACUCAUAAGAAGCCAAACUAUGGAAUUCUGGAUUCAAAAGCAGACGAUCUCUACACCAGCCUGGUCCAGCCUGGGGUAGCCUGUUACAUCCCCAGCACUCCUCAGCCCCUGGAGGGUUGGCUGCCAGGGCCAAGUCUCAUCCCCACACCAGCCUCCAUGCACUUUCCACAGGUAGACAGGCUGCCUUCAAGGGACACCAGCUUGUCACUGCAUAGCUCAACACAGGAAAUCCUCUACCCCCUGUCAGUGUCUCACAACAAUCUGCUAAGAGACUCACACUCCGGACUUGAGCCCCUGGGAACCAUGGAACCCCAGACCUUCCUGCUCUCACAGGACUUCAGACACCUGGAGGAGAGGGGCAGCAUGCCUAAUCCCCUCAUGGGCCUUGUUCACUCUAGUGUUAGUCAGGAGCGCUUUGAAUGCUUCGACUGCCACAAAGCCUACUUCACCUUCUCUGGGCUGGCCAAGCACAGGCAGUUGCACUGUGAGUGGCAGUGUCACAAGUACUUCAGCUGCAAGUACUGUGACAAGGAGUACGUGAGUCUGGGAGCUCUGAAGAUGCACAUCCGAACACACACACUGCCCUGCGUCUGCAAGCUCUGUGGGAAGGCCUUCUCCAGGCCUUGGCUGCUCCAGGGACACAUUCGCACACAUACAGGUGAGAAGCCCUUCUCCUGCCCACACUGCAGCCGGGCGUUUGCUGACCGCUCCAACCUCCGAGCACACCUGCAGACACACUCUGACAUCAAGAAAUACCAGUGCAAGAGCUGCUCCAAAACCUUCUCCAGGAUAUCUCUGCUCUCCAAGCAUGAAGAGUCUGGCUGCUGCCCACAGUCCUGAUGCCAUUUACUGCCUGUGCUGCCCACUCUGAACCUGUUGCCUACUUGCCUAGGCUACGCCUGGUUCUACUAACAUCAGACUUCUGUGUCCUCACAACGCACUGGAGAAAGACUGCUAUUAGUGACACGGAGCUCUGACUACUGUAUGUUUUUGGUCUCUGACAUUUCAAGCUCAUGAAAUAAGCACAAUGGACUGUGUCCAAAGACGUUCUUAUGUCAUAUAUUUGAUAUAUGAAGUAGUUGUUUGACAAAAAAAAAGAGAAAAGUUAUCGCAUGCUGCCAAAAAUACUUGAAAUGUAAAAGCCUUGACGUUUUUGAUUGUGUUAUUGAUGAUUACCUGUGCCUUUUGAGGAAAUGUAUAGCGGGAGUAUACAAUUUUGUAUGAACUUUGUUUGUUUAAAAACAAUAAAUACCUACUUUUGUACAAUAUGCCUAAAUAU